Callorhinchus milii (elephant shark) is the source of this 2777-nucleotide messenger RNA. RefSeq names its product adhesion G protein-coupled receptor B3-like. Gene Ontology annotation, cellular component: plasma membrane. The transcript has 19 exons. Gene Ontology annotation, biological process: negative regulation of angiogenesis. NCBI's taxonomy places the organism in Eukaryota, Metazoa, Chordata, Chondrichthyes, Chimaeriformes, Callorhinchidae. The record is from RefSeq and is a predicted model, not a curated record. Bases 141 to 2777 code for a protein of 878 amino acids. Gene Ontology annotation, molecular function: G protein-coupled receptor activity.
AAAAAAAAAACAGGUGAAAAAUGGGAUGUGUUGCAUUUGAGGAGUGGAUGUACUCUGCAUCGAGAACUGGGAGGAUAUAUUAAGAGCCAUUUAACAGAUUAAGCUAUUGCUUUCGGAUUGUAAGGCCCAAAUGCCAUAGGAUGAGGGCUUUUGCUAAGCUGAUGCUUUACACGUUUGCCACAUAUCUGCUGGUCACGGUUGGCACAGACAGUGCCUCAGAGGACAGUGGCUGUUCGACUCUGGUGAAGGGAGUCAUCUAUGGCUCUUACUCCCUGAGCCAGCUGUUCCCGAGGAACUCUGUCAACUGCACCUGGACCUUGGAAAACCCCGACCCCACCAAGUACACCAUUUACUUGAAGUUCUCCAAGAAGGAGCAAGGCUGCCCGGACUUCUACCUGUGGGCUUAUCAAUUCGACCACUACUCGGGCGAGAAGAUCAGAGCGUUGUUGAGCAAAGGUGACUCUGUGGUCCGGCUUUGCGAGGCGAGAAGUGGGCUGGUGUUCCUCCACUUCCACAAGAACUUUGUCCAGUUGCGUCACUUGCCUCGCCCUGACCGCCCCUCUCUGAGGGACGGGAUUGGUGCCCGCCAAGCUUUGGAGCUCCUAGUCCUCAACAACGUCAGCCCCAGCCAAUUUGGGUGCCAGGUAUUGUGUGGCUGGUUGGAGACUUGCCUUAAGGCCUCCAAGCCAGACUCCUGUGGGAUCAUGUACACCAAAUGCAAUUGCCAGCAGAAUGUGUUGCCAGGGGUGGACGGGUUGGACAUGAUUCUACCUCUCAACCCGGAUACCGAGGGUUGUCUAUCUGCCCAGCUCCAUGCUGGACACACGUGUAACCUCACCGAGAGCAGGCGCACACCCAAGCAAGAGUUUGGAUUGAUGGCAGAGCAUACAGUAAAAAGCCAGCGACCUCGAUCAGUUCAUGAGAAAAAGGUCCCUCAGGAACAAGCUGAUGCUGGUAAAAUUAUGGCACAUACUGGAGACCCUGUUACAGAAGAAUGGGCCCAGUGGAGUGCGUGUUCAGUAACAUGUGGUCAAGGGUCGCAGGUGCGAACAAGAGCUUGUGUAUCAUCUUACGGAAUACUGUGCCACGUGCCUUUAAGAGAAUCAAGGGUUUGCAAUAACACUGUCCUCUGUCCAGUGCAUGGCGUCUGGGAAGAGUGGUCACCUUGGAGCUUAUGUUCCUUUACUUGUGGUAGAGGCCAAAGAACGCGGACGAGGAGCUGCGUCUCUCCUCAGCACGGUGGCAGGUCAUGCGACGGAGCCGAGACACAAACAAAAAUCUGCAACAUCGCCUUGUGUCCAGUUGACGGCCAGUGGAAGGAAUGGAGUCUGUGGACCGAGUGUUCAGUGACGUGCUCUAAUGGGACCCAGCAGAGGACCAGGCAGUGCACAGCGGCAGCCCACGGGGGUUCAGAGUGCCGGGGGCACUGGGCUGAGAGCAGGGAAUGCUUCAAUUUGGAGUGUACAGAGAACGGCAAGUGGAACCCAUGGGGCCACUGGAGCACGUGCUCAAGGUCGUGUGACGGGGGCUGGCAGAGGAGAGUGCGAGUGUGCCAGGGCCAAGCUCUGACUGGCAAAGCCUGCGAAGGCUUAGGCGAAGAGGUGCACAAGUGCAGUGAAAGGAGAUGCCCAGCACCCUAUGAGAUCUGCCCAGAGGAUUAUCUUCUGUCUAUGGUGUGGAGGAGAACUGCCGCUGGAGAUUUUGCUUCCAACCGGUGUCCGCCGAAUGCUACAGGAACCACCAGCAGACGCUGCUCACUCGACUACAAUGGCGUCGCUCACUGGGAUCCGCCCAGCUUUGCCAGAUGCAUAUCGAACGAAUACAGAUACUUACAGCAUUCAGUCAAAGAGCACCUCGCAAAGGGACAAAGGAUGCUGGCAGGGGAAGGAAUGUCUCAAGUCACCAAAACCCUCCUGGAUUUGACCCAGAGGAGGAAUUUCUAUGGUGGAGAUCUUUUGGCUUCAGUUGAAAUCCUUCGAAAUGUCACCGAUACUUUCAAAAGGGCAAUUUAUGUCCCGUCAUCUGAUGACGUGCAGAACUUUUUCCAAAUCAUCAGCAACCUUCUCGAGGAGGAAAACAGAGGCAAGUGGAAUGACGCACAACAGAUUUAUCCUGGUUCGGUGGAGCUGAUGGAAGUGAUUGAGGAUUUCAUCCACGUUGUGGGCAUGGGCAUGAUGGACUUUCACAACUCGUACCUAAUGACAGGAAAUCUAGUGGCGUGCAUUCAGAAGCUCCCUGCGGCAUCUGUGCUGAGCGACAUCAAUUUCCCGAUGAAAGGAAGGAAAGGAAUGGUGGACUGGGCAAGGAACUCUGAGGACAAAAUCAUUAUUCCAAGGAACAUAUUCACACCUGCUUCACCAGAAAUGGACGAUUCUGUUGUUUUUGUACUUGGCACGAUAUUCUACAAAAACCUGGGUCUUAUUUUGCCCUCCCCGAGAAAUUAUACCGUUGUAAACUCCAAAGUAAUCGCCAUUACAGUGAGACCGGAACCAAAGCUUGCCGACUCUGUUCUGGAGAUAGAGCUUGCGCACUUGAGCAACGGAACCUUCAACCCUUACUGUGCUCUGUGGGACAACACCAAAACGAACGACUCUGUUGGAGCCUGGACCACACUGGGAUGUAAAACUGUGCUCACCGAUGCAUCCCAUACAAGAUGUUUGUGUGAUCGCCUAUCUACAUUCGCCAUCUUGGCUCAGGAACCCAGAGAAAUAGAACUGCAGAAAACUGUGAAAAUGGGCUUAAGGCUGAAAGUUCCAAAAGAGAGAACUGUAGUUUGA